AUGGAUGCUUGCCAUUUACUCCUUGGAAUACCACGGCAAUAUGAUGUAGACUCAAGGUAUGAUGGGAAGAAAAAUGUCUACAAUUUGACCAAAGAUGGUGUGCAAUACACUAUGACCCCACUACUGGAUGAUGGUAAGGACAACCAUGUUGUGAUUAGUGUCAUGUUAGUAGGUAAGGAGGAGUUUAUGCAGGCAAUCAAAGAGAAGGAUACCCCAUGCUUUGCCAUAGUGGUGAAGCCAACAAAAGAAGUAAGAAAGAAAGCAGAAGAAAAGGAGCAAGAAAGGACUGCAGGUCCUAAACAAGUGAAAGAGUUGUUGGAAAGAUAUAAGGGUAUAGUUGUAGGAAGCAAACCAGAGACCCUACCACCUUUCAGAGAUGUAAGUCACUGCAUUGACCUCAUACCAGGCUCUGCAUUUCCCAACAAAGCAGCAUAUAAAUUGACUCCUGAUCAGAAUGAAGAAAUUGCAAGGCAAGUACAUGAGUUGCUAAAGAAAGGAUUCAUAAGGAAGAGUAUUAGCCCUUGUGUUGUCCUUGCAGUAUUGGCCCUAAAGAAGGAAGGUACAUGA
This is a messenger RNA of Cryptomeria japonica (Japanese cedar), 567 nucleotides long. RefSeq lists its product as uncharacterized. Bases 1 to 567 code for a protein of 188 amino acids. The record is from RefSeq and is a predicted model, not a curated record. The transcript has a single exon. Lineage: Eukaryota; Viridiplantae; Streptophyta; Pinopsida; Cupressales; Cupressaceae.